AUGAUUCCAGGACAGAACCAAAGCUGGGUUUCUGAGUUCAUCCUGCUUGGCUUCUCCAGUGACCCCACAACCAACAGCAUCCUCUUCAUUGUGUUCCUUCUCAUCUACCUGAGCUCAGUCAUGGGCAAUGGGCUCAUCAUCCUGCUGAUCUGCCUGGACUCACAUCUGCACACUCCCAUGUACUUCUUCCUCUGCAUACUCGCCAUUGUUUUUGUGGUUGUUACCCCAAUUUCCCUCAUAGUGGCCUCCUACGUUCAUAUUGCCAUGGCAAUUCUCAAGAUAAAGUCUACCCAAGCCCGUUUCAAGGCCUUUUCUACCUGUGCCUCCCACCUAACUGUGGUCACACUCUUCUAUGGUCCGGCCUCUUAUAUCUACAUGAGACCCAACUCCAGCUACUCUCCUGAGCGAGACAAGCAGAUCUCACUCUUUUACAAUGCCUUCACAGCCUUGCUCAACCCUGUGGUCUACAGUCUGAGGAACAAGGACAUCAAGAGGGCAUUUCUCAAGGUGAUAGGGCACAAUAGGGUGGACUAG
Microtus ochrogaster (prairie vole) is the source of this 534-nucleotide messenger RNA. RefSeq names its product olfactory receptor 2D3-like. Bases 1 to 534 code for a protein of 177 amino acids. Gene Ontology annotation, molecular function: olfactory receptor activity; G protein-coupled receptor activity. Gene Ontology annotation, cellular component: membrane. The record is from RefSeq and is a predicted model, not a curated record. Gene Ontology annotation, biological process: G protein-coupled receptor signaling pathway. The transcript is spliced from 2 exons. NCBI's taxonomy places the organism in Eukaryota, Metazoa, Chordata, Mammalia, Rodentia, Cricetidae.